Messenger RNA from Pangasianodon hypophthalmus (striped catfish), 1597 nucleotides. RefSeq names its product dickkopf WNT signaling pathway inhibitor 3a (gene dkk3a). The transcript has 7 exons. The record is from RefSeq and is a predicted model, not a curated record. Gene Ontology annotation, cellular component: extracellular region. Gene Ontology annotation, biological process: multicellular organism development; negative regulation of canonical Wnt signaling pathway. Gene Ontology annotation, molecular function: co-receptor binding; receptor antagonist activity. Lineage: Eukaryota; Metazoa; Chordata; Actinopteri; Siluriformes; Pangasiidae. The coding region runs from base 139 to 1032 and encodes 297 amino acids.
GCAGCAUCUCUCUGUCUUUCACGCCCACUAUUCAGCGCUCCGCUGGCACCGCGCGCGAGGGUGGUGCAUCUUGCGUUGUCCUCCGCGCGCGCGCGCCUCAUCGCUCUGCAUCCUUCCAUCUUCCAUCACGCGGUGAAGAUGCUGCUGCUCGCGCUGAGUCUCUGCCUGGUUCCCGUUAAUGGACUCCUUCCUGAAACUUGGACAGCUCCCGGUGUGGCCUUACAGUCGCACGCGCCCACAGAGGCGAACGUAGGACAGAAACCGACUGUGCUGAGCGACCUGUUCAGGGAGGUGAAGAAACUGGUGGAAGACACGCAGCGCAAACUGGAGGACGCUGAGCAUCAGAUGGACAACGAGAGCGCGAAAUCCAUCCAGCCCAUCCAUAACAUCACCUCAAAUUACAGCAACGAAAGCAGCUCGGAGAUCGUUAGCGGAAAUCAAUCUGUUCCUGCUGCGGAGGCGAUCAAUAAGAUAUCAGGCAACACAACUGAGGAGAUCCACAUGACCAGAAGCGUUACCCAGUACAGCAGCAAAGGAGAUGACAAUGAUCAUGAGUGUAUUAUUGACGAGGACUGUGAGAAGGGUAGAUACUGUCUCUACAAUGAACACUACUCCGAGUGUAUGCCUUGCAAGCAGUCAGAUGCGAUCUGCAAGAAAGAUGAGGAGUGCUGCAAGGGCCAGCUGUGUGUGUUGGGUCAGUGUAUGAACUCCACUAAAGGAGAAGAAGGAACCAUCUGCCAAGAGCAAAGCGACUGUGACAGCGAUAUGUGCUGUGCCUUCCAUGAAGAUCUGCUUUUCCCAGUGUGCAGCCCCAAACCCAAAGAACGCGAGCCCUGUAGCAUCCCCACCAAUCACCUGAUGGACCUGCUGUCAUGGGAUUCAGGACACAGGAGUCCAAAAGAGCACUGCCCCUGCGCUGGGAACCUGCAGUGCCAACAUCUGAAACGCAGAUUGGUGUGCUUGAAAAGUCCGACCACCAGCGAAGAAACUCUGAGUGACACAAUAUACUCCGAGAUCGACUACAUCAUCUAAACCUGGACACAGAAUCUGUUCAGACUUGAAGUUAGUACAAUAGUGAGCUCUGCAAACUUCACUGAGCCUGAAAGCCUUUAGCAGUCCGCCGUAGAAAACUAUUACUCAAGACCAUAACUGUAUGUACAAUCUGGUCACCAUUAUCCUGCUUCAUGUGCCAGUGUUCAGCUUGUCUACAAGAGCAGUAGCUUUUAGCAGGAAGUGCACCAUGUAAAGGUUCACUCAAAGCUCUGUGGACAGGAAAAACAGCAUUAGAUUAAAGAUAUACACUAUAUACUUAGGCGCAUAUGACUGAAUGGUCACUGGUGUGCAAAAGUGAGUACUGUAGAUGCUCAUAGUUAAAGCUUGGAGUAUAGCAGCUCAGGCUUGGAGUAUAGCAGUGUUUCAGAGUUCAGCAUUUCACACUCAUUAUCAGUCCUUCCUGUGCUGAAUUUGGUGUGUUAGACAAAAAGAAGAAAAAUUACUGCUCCAGGAAUGAGUACAACACUCCUGAUUAUAGAAUUAAAUCAUGUUGUCUCAAAGCUACAGAAAUGUAAACUUGCAAUAAAUAAACAGCUGAAAAAUG